This is a messenger RNA of Lutra lutra (Eurasian river otter), 1136 nucleotides long. Its product is annotated as 60S ribosomal protein L27-like. Gene Ontology annotation, cellular component: cytosolic large ribosomal subunit; ribosome. Bases 631 to 963 code for a protein of 110 amino acids. The record is from RefSeq and is a predicted model, not a curated record. Gene Ontology annotation, biological process: translation. NCBI's taxonomy places the organism in Eukaryota, Metazoa, Chordata, Mammalia, Carnivora, Mustelidae. The transcript is spliced from 4 exons. Gene Ontology annotation, molecular function: structural constituent of ribosome.
AUCUUUGGUGUCUGAAAUUUUGUCACACUGAUUCCUGUCACCAGGAAAAAGGGGCCUACUCUCACGUAAAGAACCGUGUGAGGCUCAAGACAUACGUAAUAACCAAGUUUUCAUUUGAACAGAAUGAGAGAGAAGUUUUCAAUAUCCCACUAAGGAUGAGAUACCUGAACUAGGAGCAUUCAUGGUUGAAUGACUGCUGAAAAUACAGGGAGGCAGAAGCUGAAAGCUGGGCAGAUGUAAAGUAAUGAAGGUCGCCAGAAAUAAUGCCUUCACUAUUUUGGAAAUUGAUGGUCAAGUGAAUAAUAGCAGUUAUCUCAAUCAACGCUUCACUUUAGGCUGAAAAAGGCAAAAAGUUCUCCAUUUGUAAAAGAAUAUGCUUGCGUGAAGGUCCUGCCUGGGUGUGUUAACCAUUUGGAUUCUGCAACUCCUGGGCAUACAGCACUUUGGGUCAAAUUUGCUGCUUCUAACCAGUGGCUUCAUGAACUUUAAAAAGAUGAUUAUAAAGGACACAUAUUUCUCAAGAGUAUCCAGCACUGUUGCCCACAAACAUAUCUUUGGACCCAGCAGACAGGCCUGUGGUCAGUGCCUUUUUUGCCUUUCCUUUAUAAGACUCUAGUGGCUGAUGUUGAGAUGGGCAAGUUCACAGAACCUGGGAAGGUGGUGCUGGUCCUGGCCAGACACUGCUCCAGAUGCAAAGUGAUCAUUGUGAAGAACAUUGAUGAUGGCAUUUCAGACCAUCCCUACAGCUAUGCUGUGGUUGCUGGAAUUGACCACUAUCUCUGCAAAGUGACAGCUGCCAUGGGCAAGAAGAAAAUUGCCAAGAGGUCAAAGAUCAAGUUUUUUGUGAAAAUUUAUAACUAUAAUCACCUCAUGCCCACAAGGUACUCUGUGAAUAUCCCCUUGGACAAAACUGUCAUCAACAAGGAUGUCUUCAGAGAACUUGCUCUUAAAUCCAAGGCCUGACAAGAAAAGUUCAAGUUCAAGGAGAGUACAAGACUGGCAAGAGCAAGUGCUUCUUCCAGAAGCUGUGGUUUUAGCUCUCCUUGGUUUCAGUAAUUUAAAAAUACCAAAAAUAUAAAAGUUUCAAAAAAUAAAAUGAAUAAUGGUACAUAAUAAAAAAAUUACUGUGUAAAUUU